AUGUCCGAUCUGCAGGGUGUGUUGUUUUGCGCCGGCGGCGGCACACGCAUGUCGGCCCUCACCGAUGACAUUCCGAAAUGUCUUCUACCCGUUGUUGGCGUUCCAAUGUUCAUUUAUCCGCUUUCAUCAAUCCUUCGCGCCGGCGUACGAGACAUCAAGAUAUUUGUGCGAGAAGGUUGCCGAUCGGCGCUGGAAGUUGAAAUCAAAAAAUCGGGACUUCUCGAGAAAUUCGCCGCCAACAUUGACUAUAUAGUAGUUAGUAUGAAUCAUGAGGAUUAUGGAACCGGUGAUCUCCUUAGGCAGAAUCAUUCCAAAAUUACGAGAAACGCGCUGAUCGUCUCGUGCGAUUUCGUCUCCGACGCCAGCCUUCUGCCAAUGAUCGAGUUUUUUCGCGCUCAUCGCGCGAGUCUCGUCGCGCUUCUCGACGACAAUUGUGUGACGACGUCGACGCCGCCGGGACCGAAAACCAAAAAACCCAAAGCCACCGAUUUGAUAGCGAUCGACGAGAAAUCGGGCCGAUUCGGAUAUUUAUCGGUCGACGAGGACUUCGACGGUGUACUCCACACGGAGAAGAUGUCGGAGUUGUUGGCGCGAGUUCAGUUGAGCGCCAAAUUCAACGAUUGCCACGUGUAUUUGAUAAGGCAUCAUGAGCUUCAAAUAUUGAACAAACACAAAUCGUUCUCGUCGUUCAAAGCCGACUUUGUGCCCUAUCUCAUCGAUCAACAAUUUGAAGAUUCGAGCGUUCAAUGCUACGCGUAUCGACUACCCCAUGAGAACGGAUGUGUCACGGCGCACGCCAACACGAUUGGCGCCUAUUUCGAGCUCAACAAAGCGAUAUUGAAAACGUUCGCGCGUUUGAUGCCCGACAAGGGCAACGGCAAAACGCUCAAUUAUCGGCACGACGGCAUCGCGGCGAAUGAGAGUCGCGUCGAGAAUAGUGUGCAGGUUGGCGAGAAGUCGAUAAUCAAACGAUGUGUGAUUCUCGAUCACUGUAAAAUUGGCGAGAGGGCGAAACUCAAAGAAUCGCUCAUAUUCCGGAAUGUCGGCAUUGGUGUCGGCGCUUCGGUGACGAACUCGAUCGUGUGCGAAGGUGCCGAAAUCGGCGAACACGCGGAUGUCACGAAUUGCAUUGUGACGAAAGGCCAGAAAGUUGGAGCGCGCGUGAAACUUCAAAACGAGAUCGUGGAAGACGAUGAUGCCGAAUGGGCGAGCGACUAG
Messenger RNA from Caenorhabditis bovis, 1218 nucleotides. The record is from the annotation of a GenBank genome assembly. NCBI's taxonomy places the organism in Eukaryota, Metazoa, Nematoda, Chromadorea, Rhabditida, Rhabditidae.